AUGACUUUCAGCACAACUCUAACAAGAGCAUUGGGCAUUACACUUCCCGUUGUUCAGGGUGGAAUGCAAUGGGUCGCCUACGCUGAACUUGCUGCGGCCGUCAGCAACGCUGGAGGCCUUGGAAUCCUAUCAGCUCUCUCCCAACCCACCCCGGAAGCCCUUCGGACAGAGAUACGACGAUACCGAUCAAUGUCACACAAGCCAUUUGGGGUGAACAUAACGAUGCUACCAGCUCUUAACCCCCCUGAUUAUCUCGGGUACACAGAGGUGAUACUUGAAGAAGGGGUUCGUAUUGUUGAGACAGCAGGAACUAACCCGGCACCUAUUAUCGAACCCCUCAAAAAAGCCAACGUCACCAUCCUGCAUAAGUGCACAUCGAUUAGACAUGCUAAGUCCGCUCUCAAACUUGGGGUGGAUUUCUUGUCUAUAGACGGUUUCGAGUGCGCAGGCCAUAUUGGGGAGAGCGACAUCACCAAUCUAAUUCUGUUGAGCCGUGCAAGACAAGAGCUUGGUAUCCCUUUCAUUGCAUCUGGCGGCUUCGCAGAUGGUUUUGGUCUAGCUGCUGCCUUAGCGCUUGGCGCUGAGGGUAUCAAUAUGGGAACACGGUUUAUGUGUACAACGGAGGCACCAGUGCAUCAAAACGUGAAAGAUGCAAUCGUCAGAGCCCAAGAGACAGACACGGCACUUGUCCUCAGACGGUGGAGGAAUACUUCACGACUAUUUGCAAAUAAAGUUGCCAAGGAAGCCCUACGGAUCGAGAGGGAGAGCAAAACUGGUGAUUUCGAUGAGGUUGCAUCGUUGGUCAGCGGCAGAAGAGGGAGGCAGGUGUUCAUGAAUGGCGAUAUCGACUACGGGGUAUGGACCGUUGGUCAAGUCAUCGGACUGAUUCAAGAUGUCCCAUCCUGCGCAGAGCUCCUUGCAAGGAUUGAGAAGGAAGCAGUGAAAGCCAUGGAAAAAUCCACAUCGUUGUACAAACUGUCGCAUGAACCCAAGGUCUGA
Molecule: messenger RNA, 999 nt
Organism: Aspergillus udagawae
Lineage: Eukaryota; Fungi; Ascomycota; Eurotiomycetes; Eurotiales; Aspergillaceae
Product: NAD(P)H-dependent flavin oxidoreductase
Exons: 4
Coding region: 1-999 (332 amino acids)
Molecular function (GO): nitronate monooxygenase activity
Source: RefSeq, a predicted model, not a curated record